This is a messenger RNA of Pedinophyceae sp. YPF-701, 1044 nucleotides long. NCBI's taxonomy places the organism in Eukaryota, Viridiplantae, Chlorophyta, Pedinophyceae. The record is from the annotation of a GenBank genome assembly.
AUGGUGUUGGCAGACGCGUUGGCUCCCGCGAAGCACCCGAUGCCGGUCGGCUGCAUGUUCCUGAAGGACUACGUGCUCACGGUGGGGUUCAAGGACCGCGAGGGCACGCUGGGGCAGUUCUCGGUGGACCCGGAGGACCCGAACAAGUGCGCGUGGCAGCACACGCAGCCGUGCGGGGCGCCCGUGUGCAGCGUGCUCGUCGUGGAGCCGUUCCUGUUCGUCGGGCUCGACAACGGCGUGAUCAGGGUCAUCAACACGACGAACGGCAACAUACAGGACCUCCCGGAGGGCCACGAGGGCAAGCAGGUCACGGCGCUGUGCACGUACAACAGCGUGCUCAUUUCCGCGGGGGCGCGCGGGGCGAUCGCGUCGUGGCAGUUCGACGCGGCCACGGGGCAGUUCAGUCCGCUCAAGCUCAUCAAGGACCCCGCCCUCAUACCGGGCGGGGUGCUUCGGAUGCAGGUCUACGAGCAUUAUCUGUUUGCGGGGUUGGGCAACGGCAACCUGCAAGUGUACGACUUCAGCGCGGACGCCGUGGGGCGCCAGGAGGUUAAGGCGCACGAUGAAGCGAUCAGCGGGCUCGGCGUCACACAGUUGGGCCCGAUCACGUGCUGCACGGACGGCUACGUGCGCGCUUGGCCUCCGAGCCAGGAUCCCAGCCAGCCCGUUGUCGCCGCCGUCCCUGGGCAGCAGGAGCCCUCGGGCCGGCCGAACAACAUGUCGCCCUGCUGGGACCUGGUCGCCACGCGCGACGCGGCGGGCGCGGAGGUCGCCCUGGUGAUCUAUGAGGCGACGACGCCAAAACUGUGGGGCAUUCCCGUUCCAGGUCAGACGACCGACGUCCGGGACGGCCGGCUGGGCCGCCGGGGCGCGAUCAAGGGGCUGCACGACGCGCGGUGCGCGUGCGCGGACAGAGAUGCGGGCAUGUUUGCCAUUGGAUCUAAAAGUGGGAAUGUGCGAAUCUACAUGUGGCUCGGCGGAGGACAGGCGCCCGCAGAGGCCUACGCGGGCCCAGCGGGGAUGGCAGCGGGCGCAGGAUACUGA